GGGGGAGGAGGCUCUUUCUUUUUUGGAGUGCUACGAAGAGACAAGCAGUGUUGCCGUGUUUAUUAGAAAGGAGAAAAUAUUAAUCGCACCCCCCACCCCACACACACACACACACACACACACACACACACGACGCUUGGCCGUGACGUCACUUGAGGAAGUCAUUGUAGCGCGCGAGUGCGGGGAUGAGCGGCAAAAGGUUCGAGCGAGUGCGGAGUGUGAUGCGGCAGCCGGACGGAGCACGCCAGCGCUUUGACGCGCAACUUUCACGCAACUUCCAAUAAAAUAAAAAAAAAUUGGAAAAAAAAAAAAGAAAGCUAAAGAAGAAGAAUUGGAUCUGGGGGGGAGAGGGGGGAAGACCUGCGCGUGGAUGCUGUGGAAGUUCACCUGCUGGAUUGUGGACUUAUUUCCCCCUUUUUUCCUUUUUUUUUUUUAAAUUAUCAUUAUUUUUUGCGUCGGCGUGACAACUUUUCGGGGUGGUGCGGGGAGAGGCGCGCCCGGGCUGUUAUGACGACCCCCUCCCGCUAAAAUGGAGACAUCGAGCGGCUCCAGCUUCGGCAUCGACACCAUCCUGGCGGGCGGCCGGGCCACGCCGUCGCCGCCACCGUCCUGCUCGGACGCCGACACGGUGGCCGGCACGGCGCCCUCGUCGCCGCUCUCCGUCACCGCGGAGCACCCGUCGGACCCCGACGCCAACCUCCUCCUCCACCACCACCACCACCACCACCAUCACCACCUCCACCAUCAGCACCAACAACAACAACACCAUCUCAACCAGCACCAGCACCACGGGCCGCCGCAGUCGCCGCCUUCGCAGCCUCCUCCGGCGGCGCCGCAGCCGCCGCCGCCGCCGCCGCACCACCACUUGCUCCUCCCGGCGGCCGGCGCGGGUUGCAGCGGCCCGCGGAGCGCCACCUCGUCGUUCCUCAUUAAGGACAUCCUGGGCGACGGCAAGCCGCUGGCCGCCUGCGCGCCAUACAGCACCAGCGUGUCCAUGUCGCCCAGUAAGGCCGCCGAGAGCGCCUCGGCCGCGGACGCUUUCCGGCCCAAGCUGGAGCUCCAGGACGAGGGCCGGGGCGGCAAGAUGGAGCGCCGGGAGGAGAUGCUGCUGCACGGCGACGUCAAGUGCAACGGGAGCAAAGAGGAGGGCGAGCGCGAGAUCUCGAGCAGCCGCGACAGCCCGCCGGCGCGGACCAAGAAGCCCCGCAAGGCGCGCACGGCCUUCACCGACCACCAGCUCAACCAGCUGGAGCGCAGCUUCGAGCGGCAGAAGUACCUGAGCGUGCAGGACCGCAUGGACCUGGCGGCCGCCCUCAACCUCACCGACACGCAGGUCAAGACCUGGUACCAGAACAGACGGACCAAGUGGAAGCGUCAGACGGCGGUGGGCUUGGAGCUGCUGGCCGAGGCUGGCAACUACUCGGCCCUGCAGCGGAUGUUCCCGUCGCCCUACUUCUACCACCCGAGCUUGCUGGGCUCGGUGGACGGCGGCACGGCGGCGGCGGCGGCGGCGGCCGCCAUGUACAGCAGCAUGUACCGGACUCCUUCCGCGCCGCACCCGCCGCACACGCACCCGGCGGCGGCCGCGGCGGCGGCGGCUGCGGCGGCGGCCGCGGGCAUCCAGAGGCCGCUGGUGCCUCGCGUGCUCAUCCACGGCCUCGGACCGGGGGGACAGCCGGCACUGAAUCCCCUGUCGAGCCCGUCGCACGCGCGGUAGGGACGCAGAAAAACUAACGAACUCAAAAAACACGAAAGUCAUUCGAAUCCACGCGCGCGCGGGGGGGUAAAAGGAGACAAAUGACUCGGGACCACGUGGACUGCUCGCGUCUGAUUGUCCGUUUUUUUCUUUGUCUUUUUGUACAAAAACCCACUUAACAUUAGCAAAUAAACAGUUCAAAGUUUAUUAUUAGAUGGAGACGAACGGAAUGAAUAAAGACGUCAUGCAAACGUACAA
Molecule: messenger RNA, 1954 nt
Organism: Hippocampus zosterae (dwarf seahorse)
Lineage: Eukaryota; Metazoa; Chordata; Actinopteri; Syngnathiformes; Syngnathidae
Gene: barhl2
Product: BarH-like homeobox 2
Exons: 3
Coding region: 530-1717 (395 amino acids)
Biological process (GO): regulation of transcription by RNA polymerase II
Cellular component (GO): nucleus
Molecular function (GO): RNA polymerase II transcription regulatory region sequence-specific DNA binding; DNA-binding transcription factor activity, RNA polymerase II-specific
Source: RefSeq, a predicted model, not a curated record